GCCAUAUAAAAGUACAAAAGCAAUCACCAGGUGUAAUAAAGGUGUUCCGAAUGAGUAGCUGUCCUUUGUUUUCCCUCACAAGCCGUAUAAAAGUACAAAAGCAAUCACUGGGUGUAAUCAAGGUAUUCCGAAUGAGUAGCUGUCCUUUAUUUUCCCUCACAAGCCAUAUAAAAGUACAAAAGCAAUCACUGGGUGUAUUCAAGGUGUUCCGAAUGAGUAGCUGUCCUUUAUUUUCCCUCACAAGCCGUAUAAAAGUACAAAAGCAAUCACCGGGUGUAUUCAAGGUGUUCCGAAUGAGUAGCUGUCCUUUAUUUUCCCUCACAUGCCGUAUAAAAGUACAAAAGCAAUCACUGGGUGUAACCAAGGUGCUCCGAAUGAGUAGCUGUGCUUUAUUUUCCCUCAGGAUAGCCAUGCGUAUUGUUGUAUUGCUGUCCUCCUCCUGGCUGUAAGAUUACCAGAGUAAGAGUACCAGGCUCUUUUCCUCUACCACAAAGAGCCUGCGGAUGUGGCUAUCGUAUACACAUGUCUUUCUACUCACUCUGUGCAGGUCACCAUCGCAGUCAGUGGUGUGGAUGUAAUACACAUGGCAGACAUUAGGACAAGAACGACAUUGUUUUCUACUGUAAUUGGUGAGUGACACAG
This is a messenger RNA of Geodia barretti, 642 nucleotides long. The record is from the annotation of a GenBank genome assembly. Lineage: Eukaryota; Metazoa; Porifera; Demospongiae; Tetractinellida; Geodiidae.